This is a messenger RNA of Hippocampus comes (tiger tail seahorse), 1540 nucleotides long. RefSeq names its product H6 family homeobox 1 (gene hmx1). The record is from RefSeq and is a predicted model, not a curated record. Gene Ontology annotation, cellular component: nucleus. Gene Ontology annotation, molecular function: DNA-binding transcription factor activity, RNA polymerase II-specific; RNA polymerase II transcription regulatory region sequence-specific DNA binding. Gene Ontology annotation, biological process: negative regulation of DNA-templated transcription; regulation of transcription by RNA polymerase II. The coding region runs from base 382 to 1272 and encodes 296 amino acids. NCBI's taxonomy places the organism in Eukaryota, Metazoa, Chordata, Actinopteri, Syngnathiformes, Syngnathidae. The transcript is spliced from 2 exons.
AUUGAUUUGCACUCUAAUUGACCUAAAUAAAGACGCAACAGAGCCAGUCGGGUGCGUAAGGGACGGGCCUUUACAGUAGCAACAGUCACUGGUGCAACGAGACGGUGACUCGUCUUUCCUCGGAAAAGCCCAUUUGCUAUUGUGCUCGUCCAAUCACUGGAUGCCCCCCAGCGCUCGCCAAGAGCGCGACUGGACCUUUCACUGUACUGUAGUACUUCCGUCGUCCCGUCCCAGCAGCGACUCGUCGUCCUAGCACAGCGCUAAAGCAGCGAUGCUUCACAUGCCCGCUCGGACUUUUUGGACGUUGUUUUAACACUAAAUGGAGACGGGAUUGCUUUGUUAAAUAUAUGUGUAUAUUUUGCUCGGCGAAAUCUGGAAAACAUGCAGAAGAAGCUGACGGACACCCAUAGUCCUCGAUUGUCAUCAUCGAGGGCGUCGUCUUUUUUCAUCGAGAAUCUACUGGCGCCGGGGCCACACGAGCGGGAUUCCCCUUCCGAAAGCAGCCGAUGUGGAGCUGCGUUGCGCACGGACUCCGUCAGCCCGGUCUCACACGCUCGGAGCGGCGUCAUGUUUACGCCGGCGCCGGAUGGCUGCGGCUCAGCCUCGUCCCUCUCCACGGAGCCGCUGGUAAACUGGUACGCCGGGAACACGGGCUUGCUCUCCAGAGCUUUGGAUGCACCGGGCAGUCCAUCUGUGAACACGAGGUCCGAGGACAACUGCUGCUCGGUGUCGACCAGUGACAGAAGUUCCCCCGCCGUAUCAGAACCGAUCACAGACGACAGCUAUGAGUCGGACAGGAAAUUAAGCGACGGCAACUUGAUUGGCGACCACGACGAGGCUCAAAGUGGCUUCGAUGCGCCCUCUGACUCGAAUCAGACCCGGAAGAAGAAAACCCGUACUGUGUUCAGCCGAAGCCAGGUUUUCCAACUGGAGUCCACCUUCGACGUGAAACGGUACCUGAGCAGUUCGGAGCGGGCCGGCCUGGCCGCGUCACUCCACCUGACAGAGACCCAAGUCAAGAUCUGGUUCCAGAACCGCAGGAAUAAAUGGAAAAGACAACUGGCGGCGGAUCUUGAGGUUGUACACAUUCCUAACCCGAAUCAGAGGGUGGUCAGAGUCCCCAUUUUGUAUCACAGCGGACCCGGAGCCGGCUCUGCACUGGCUUUUAACUUGAACGGACAUCAGGUCUUCUCCAACUCCAUCACUUACCCCUUGUCCUCCUUGGCCCACUCCAUGAGCAUACUGAGGUCGCAGAUGAGCGGCUUGGUGUAAAGACAUAUCAAAGCAUAUUUUGCCAUUACAGUGCAAUAACACGCAACGUCGCGGACAAUCGCUGAUAGCGUCAGAAGGAAACAUGUGACACAAAGUGAAGUCAUGUUUGUGUAUUCAGUGUGCGUUUGUUUGCUACUGUCAGCAAAUAAUAACUUGUAAACGGAGUGCAAUGUACUCUGUUAAGCUUCGAACUAUUUUUUGCCAAACUUUUAUAAAAGAAAACACACGCGCGAACACUCUCACACACACACACACACACACACACACA